Messenger RNA from Neurospora crassa OR74A, 1650 nucleotides. Its product is annotated as ubiquitin fusion degradation protein. The transcript has 2 exons. Gene Ontology annotation, cellular component: VCP-NPL4-UFD1 AAA ATPase complex. Bases 219 to 1367 code for a protein of 382 amino acids. NCBI's taxonomy places the organism in Eukaryota, Fungi, Ascomycota, Sordariomycetes, Sordariales, Sordariaceae. Gene Ontology annotation, molecular function: polyubiquitin modification-dependent protein binding. The record is from RefSeq and is a predicted model, not a curated record.
GUCAUCUGCGUUGUUGCCUUUGGAACCUUCCACGCGGUCAGGUUAUUUCAACAUCGUCGCAACCUCCCUUUCACUAUCGCUUGUCACGCUCUGCUGUUCCGGAUCCCACUACCUAUUCUGCGAAGCUUACCUCGAGAUCUCCCCUCUUAAUACAAAUUCCCUGUCGUUUCCCUUUCUGCAAAAUACUUUACUCCAUCUCUAGCAGCUCCCUCGCGAUCAUGUAUGGAGACAUCUACAGUCGCGCCACUGGUCGCUCUCGGGGCGCGCAACGCUUCGAUGAGUACUACCGCUGCUACCCCCUUGUCAUGGCGCCCGGUGCCGAACGACCUGAACUCAACUACGGCUCCAAGAUUCUGCUCCCGCCCUCCGCUCUCGACAAGGUUUCGCGACUACACGUCCAAUGGCCCAUCAUGCUAGAGCUUAUCAACGGCUCGCAGGGCACCCACACACACGCCGGUGUUCUGGAGUUCGUGGCUGAGGAGGGCAGGGCCUACAUCCCGCAGUGGAUGAUGCAGACCCUCAAGCUCGACGUGGGCGACAUGAUUCAGAUCAAGACGACAUCUCUCGAGCUUGCCAGGCUUGUCAAGCUCCAACCGCAAUCGGUCAACUUCCUCGACAUCAGCGACCCUCGUGCCGUCCUCGAAAAGGCCUUCCGGAACUUUGCGGCGCUGACCAAGGGCGACGUUUUCAACUUUGAGUACAACGAUGAGAUCUACGAAAUGGCGGUACUGGACGUCAAGCCGGAGACGGCCAAGAUGGGUGUCUGCAUGAUCGAGACAGACGUCAGCGUCGAUUUUGCGCCGCCAGUUGGCUACGUCGAGCCUUCGCGACAGACACAAGGCAGUGGUACCAGCACACCACGCAACGGAAGGGCUGUUGGCGGAGGACUUCCGGCGGGUGGUCUUUUGCACAACCAGGGAACCAUGGCGCAGGCUAUCAACUACGAUGCCAUCGCACCAGGAGCCACCACCACGUCGGUGGGCAACUUUCAAGGUGAGGGUCUGCGGUUGGCGGCGAAGAAGGGUAGCAAGACGGGAACACCGAAGCCGGCGACGCCGGUGGCGGGUACGUCGACCAACGUUAAGGACGUGGUGCUGCCCAGGAGGAAAAACAACAACGGCCCGUUGCCGUUGCGUCUGCCGCCCAACAAGCUCUUCUUGGGCUACGAGAUCAAGCCUGUCAAAACUGCCGCAGAUAAGGAGAGGGAGGCGGCGGCGGCGAAGCAGCCGCACUUUGCGGGCCAGGGACAGACGCUCCGGGGAGGAGUCCCGAAGAAGAAGAGCAGCGAUGGUGACGACAAGGCGGCGCAAGGCGAGAAGAAGCCGACAGAGAGCAAGGGAAGGCGACUUGACGGCAGGAAUGUCUAGGGACAAACUUUCGUUCAACAAGCUUGUUACUAGAUGGUUUGAUGCAUUGUCGGGCGUUAAUGGGAAACAGGGUCAUGGGAAAGGGAGGUUCACAGUCAAGGGAUCACGGAACGUUUGUAGCGUCAUUACGAAUACACAUGGACAGGCCACGAUGCGUUUCAAGAUAGAAAAGGGCUGUAUAUGGGAUGUUGAGUGCUGAACCGCACGAUGUUUACAUAGGCCCAUGCAGCUGACUAGAAUUAGUGAAAAAGGAAAUGAUACCUCGAUGUCCUCCUAUAGCUGG